GUACAGGGGGCGAUAAAAAAAGAGGAGUCUGCCAGUUUAGCAUGCGCCAUCCCAGUGUGAGAGCACGGCAUGAAACUGCUGCUGCUGCUGCUGGUGGCGGCACACGCCUUGGCACAGGCCCCCCGACAGGCCCCGCAUGCCACCGACCCACCCGCUGAGAAAGGGGACCAGAAUGCCGUGACUCCGUGGAGCCGAUCCAGAGUGUGGAUUGUGGAGGCCGGCACACCGAAGGACUGGCUGCCCGCCGACGAGGGCUUCCUGGAAAUGCCAAAGAAACCCGCAGCGAAGCCGGCAGCUCCAAAAAUGGCGACCGUUGUAAAGCCGAAGGCGGUGGUCCCGAAAACGACGAGGAAACCGGGAGCGACGACUGUCAGGACCGCGGCGAAAACGACCACCAGGAGGCCCUCGACGACACGAAAAGUCGCCGCCACAACAGCCGGGCCCCGAAAAGCAAGAAGUGUAGAGUCGGUAGGAAGUCCACUGCCGUUCGGCCGGCGCCUGCUGUCCCUCACGCAAUCGCCCCAGGAUGACAAGAGGGAUACUUUCUCGGCAAGUCUCUAUAGCCUGGGAGGCAUAUUUUCGAGGAAAGAGAACGAGGAUCAUCUAAUGAGGUUCAAAAGGCAGCUUUUGGAAAGCCGACAGAACAAACAGCACGACAUCACACACAAGAACGGCCACGACAAAAGGCACAACGAUCAGCACAACACCCACAGUGACCAUCAAAAUAAUCAGAACCGUAAUAAUAAUGGCAACCGUGAACACAACAAUCAUAACAACAAUCACAAUAAUAACAGACACAAUGAACAUGAUAAGCGUAACGACAAUCAUAAUGACCACAAUAAUCAGCACAACCACCACCAACACCAGCCCAACGAUCACAAUCACAACCACCAACACGACAAUAACCAUAACAAAAGCCCGGAUUACCAUAACAACAACGACAAGCGAGACAAUCAAGAAGACCACCGAAGAGACUACUCAUAUGACGACUACCGUGAUAUCACCGGCGACUACGGAGCGGAGGGCAGCGGUGAAGGCAGCGGCGGCGCCAACCCGGACGAAUAAGGUACAUAAUUAGGAGGUCACCAUCAUGAAGGUUCGGCAGCAUCACGGAGGCGUUAGUGUUUGACUACAAACAAAACUAACAAUAGUGAUGCUAAUAGGCCAUGCGGCACAAAGUGUGAUAGCGCGCUAGUAAAAGCGCAGUGAUAACUUAGAUGCAAGGCGGCAGAUUAAAUAAUUUUAUUUUCUACUGUAUCAACAAAGUUGUUUUACGAUUGCCCAGAAUUUACACAAUAAAUAAAAUAGUUACCAGUGCA
This is a messenger RNA of Frankliniella occidentalis (western flower thrips), 1319 nucleotides long. RefSeq names its product homeobox protein 2-like. The coding region runs from base 70 to 1065 and encodes 331 amino acids. NCBI's taxonomy places the organism in Eukaryota, Metazoa, Arthropoda, Insecta, Thysanoptera, Thripidae. The record is from RefSeq and is a predicted model, not a curated record. The transcript has 4 exons.